UCCAAGCCGGCAUUUAAAUACCGCUCGCCGCUGCUCGCCGCGAUGCCAGUUCAGUCUUUCAAUAGUACAUAUACAAAGCUUUGACUUUGUCGGAGGAUCGUCGCGCAUAUCACGACCGUCAGAGAAUUAUCUGAUACAGAUUAUAAGCUAUAUAAUAUAUCUCCGUUCGCGAGGAUGUCGAAGGAGAAAGAUCAGCGCAUCAACGUGUUCGUGCGCAUCAAGCCCGUAAGCACGACGGGCGUGCAGGAGAAAUGCGUGGUGGAGAUGAUAUCCGACAAGGAGAUAAUGGUCUACGAGCGAUCGCAGGAGAACAAAUCGUCGAGAAUGUUCACAUUCGACGGUGUCUUUGGUCCCACGUCGACUCAGGUGGACGUGUACAACACGGUGGUCAGCCCGCUGCUGAAGGAAGUCAUCGCCGGAUACAGUUGCACCGUGUUCGCCUACGGCCAGACCGGCACGGGGAAAACGUACACGAUGGAGGGCGAUCGCGUGGACAAUUCGAACUGGCAGAGCGACACGUCCGCCGGCGUGAUACCCCGUUGCCUGAGCCACCUCUUCGACGAGCUGCAGCUGCUGGAGAAUCGGCAGUACGUCGUUCACGUGACCUUCCUAGAAUUGUACAACGAGGAGCUGCUCGAUCUGCUGGCGGACGACGUCCCGCCGUCGAGGACGAUCAAGCUGUACGACGACGUGACGAAGAAGGGCUCGGUUAUUGUUCACGGCCUGGAGACGGUGACCGUUUACAGCAAGGCCGAGAUCUACAGGAUCCUUGAGAAGGGCUCGCAGAGACGGCAGACCGCGGUGACGAUGCUGAACGCGAACUCGAGCCGCUCGCACACGGUGUUCUCCAUAACGGUAUACACGAAGGAGAGCACCGGCGGCGGCGAGGAGCUGAUGAAGACGGCGAGGUUGAACCUGGUGGACCUAGCCGGUAGCGAGCACGUCGGCCGGUCCGGGGCGGUCGACAAGAGGGCGCGAGAGUCCAGGAGUAUCAAUCAGUCCCUGCUGACCCUCGGCAGGGUGAUAACCGCCCUCGUGGAGAAGGCGCCUCACAUACCGUACCGCGAGUCGAAGCUCACCCGGCUGCUGCAGGAGUCGCUGGGUGGGCGAACGAAGACGUCGAUAAUCGCGACCGUCUCGUCCGUCAGCAGUAAUCUCGAGGAGACGUUGUCGACGUUGGAUUACGCCCAUCGGGCGAAAAACAUCACCAAUUGUCCCGAGCUCAAUCAGAGGGUAUGCAAGCGAGCGAUGCUGAAGGAGUACACCAACGAGAUCGAGAGGCUCAGGAAGGAUCUCGUGGCAACGCGCGAGAGGAACGGCAUGUACGUAUCGUUUAACGAUUACGACGCUAUGCAAAUGUUGAUCGACAGCCAGAGGAGCGAGAUAAAGGAAAAGACGAGCUAUUGUAAAGUACUAGAAAACGUUGUGGAAGACAAAAAGAAAAUAUUUGACGAUUUACAAUCGCAAUACGAUGCUCGAGUGAAUGAGCUGGCAAAAAGUAUGGAUCAAUUAAAUGAUACGAAGGAGUUCCUACUAUCAACGAAAGAGUCUUUGACCAAAAUCGAAUGCGACAAGAACAAGCAAAAACGACUUGUGGAGAAGCAUGUCGAAACUGAAAAGCUUUUGCGAGGUCAAAUAGAAACCAUUACAAAUGUAAUAGAUGAAGUAACCAGAGAUGUGCAAAAAUUACAUGACAAAAUUGAUUAUAAAACAGAGGUGCAGGAGAAAAACAAAAAACUCGCAUUGCAAAUGUGGAGUGGGUUUACAAAACGUUGCGAGAACAUCGAAGAUGUAUUUUCGGCUUAUCAGAAAGAAAUUCACACGCUUCUUCAAUCUACAAAAGACAAAAUUGAAACACAUAUAGCUGCACAAGCUGCAAAUAUAGAGGAAUCGAUUCGCUCGACGAUGGAUCAUGUAGUACAUCAGCAUUUUAUCGAAAGUAAAAAAGCAAAGAGGAACGUAAAUACCUUAUAUACAAACUGUCAAAAAGUGUUAAGUACACGCAUGCAAGAUACGUCAGUUGUAAUGGAGAACGAGAAUAGGGAGUUAGCUGAUAUUAACUCGAAACUGGCACCAGAUAUACUCAAUCUAUUCGGACCGAAUUACGACAGUUUUAAGCAGGAUUUACAACUGUUAGGCAGAAACAUUACUGAGAAAUUGGAGAGUAUGUCAGCGUACACGAAAUCUGCCGUAGAGACUAUCUGUAGCCGUCGUCUUAAGGAAUAUCAUUGCAUGCGUAAGGAUUUAAACGAGAUUGGCGAGCAUAUUUACAAAAUAUUACAAAAUAAAAAACAAAUAACAGAAGAUUACAAAAAAUUCAGAAAGGAAAUGAAGACUGUAUCGGACAAUCUUAAUAUCUUAGAUAAUUGUGAUACAAUUAGAUAUUCCGAAAUUGCUAAAACGUCUCAUCAAAUUGAUGAGGUUUGCAAUAAUGUAUAUGAUCAACAUGUACACGGUUAUAAUGCAGAAGUAGUAAAACAAAACGAUUUAAAGGAUUUUCUACACUGUACUGCAUCUCUCAUUAAAAAUGAUAUUGACGGUGUCAUUAAUCAGGUAGAAACAGCAAAUAAAACUGUCACUGAAAAGGGAAAUGCCUUGGUCACCAAUUUACAAGAACGCUUAAGUACAGAGUGUGACACAUUAAAGAGAUACAACAAUAAUAUAACAUUUGGUGGAAAGCAAUUGCAAGAGAAGAUGGCCAAAGAUACAGAUAAAAUACUUAGUUCAAGUGCUGACACCUUUACAAUGAUUGAAAACAUGGGUCUGAAUCAUAUUAGAUUUAUGCAAGAACAGCAAAAUAAGAUUACAGAUGGUUCCAGGAUGAUGAACGACAUUUUCACGAAUAAACGCACGGAAUUAAGUAACUGUAAUAAUAACAUAAUCGAAAAAUUGCGCGCGUCACAAAAGCAAAUCGACAAAUUCUUGACUGAAGAUUAUUGUCGCGAUAUUUGUACAGGCACAACACCAGAGAGAAAGAUAUUCUCAUAUCCUCAUGAGUUUGCAAAAAUGUCGCCUCCUGAAUGAAUCAAAUAUCACAAGAAAACCUAAAUUGCGGAUCUGUUUACUAAGACUAUUAUUAUAAUUAUAAUUAUAUAUAAGUAGAUAUAAUUAAAAGUGACAUA
This is a messenger RNA of Wasmannia auropunctata (little fire ant), 3122 nucleotides long. RefSeq names its product bipolar kinesin KRP-130-like. Gene Ontology annotation, biological process: microtubule-based movement; mitotic spindle assembly. Gene Ontology annotation, cellular component: nucleus; spindle microtubule. The record is from RefSeq and is a predicted model, not a curated record. Lineage: Eukaryota; Metazoa; Arthropoda; Insecta; Hymenoptera; Formicidae. The transcript has 10 exons. Bases 175 to 3024 code for a protein of 949 amino acids. Gene Ontology annotation, molecular function: microtubule binding; plus-end-directed microtubule motor activity; ATP binding.